AUGGCAGAUGCCCAGAACAUUUCGCUAGACAGCCCGGGGGGCAUGGGGGCUGUGGCGGUGCCUGUGGUGUUUGCCCUCAUCUUCCUGCUGGGCACAGUGGGCAACGGGCUAGUGCUGGCCGUGCUGUUGCAGCCGAGCCCCAGUGCCUGGCAGGAGCCGGGCAGCGCUACGGAUCUGUUCAUCCUCAACCUAGCGGUGGCCGACCUCUGCUUCAUCCUGUGCUGCGUGCCCUUCCAGGCCGCCAUCUACACGCUGGACGCCUGGCUCUUUGGGGCCCUCGUUUGUAAGGCUGUGCACCUGCUCAUCUACCUCACCAUGUACGCCAGCAGCUUCACGCUGGCCGCCGUCUCGGUGGACAGGUGCGCUGCUCUCCGUAACGCGGGGCGCUCGCGGGCCCUGCGCACGCCGCGCAACGCCCGCGCCGCCGUGGGCCUCGUCUGGCUGCUGGCGGCGCUCUUCUCGGCGCCCUACCUCAGCUACUACGGCACGGUGCGCUAUGGCGCGCUCGAGCUCUGCGUGCCCGCCUGGGAGGACGCGCGCCGGCGCGCCCUCGACGUGGCCACCUUCGGCGUGACGCUACCCGGGGAUGGCGCCAGGCCCGAGUUCUCCGGAGGCGCACGGGCUCAGCUGGGGCUCCAGCCCGGUGGACGCCCCUGGGCGGUGAAAUUGGGUCCACCCAGCUAA
Molecule: messenger RNA, 684 nt
Organism: Ailuropoda melanoleuca (giant panda)
Lineage: Eukaryota; Metazoa; Chordata; Mammalia; Carnivora; Ursidae
Gene: GALR3
Product: galanin receptor 3
Exons: 4
Coding region: 1-684 (227 amino acids)
Biological process (GO): negative regulation of adenylate cyclase activity; neuropeptide signaling pathway
Cellular component (GO): plasma membrane
Molecular function (GO): galanin receptor activity
Source: RefSeq, a predicted model, not a curated record